CUUCACGACUAAUCCCAUCAGAAUCGUUGAUUAUAUGCAAGGCCCUCAUAGCCUUCCUGGAAGCCCUGCUACACUAAUCUUGCAUGGAAAACUCGAAUGUGAUACUGUUAUGGGUGUUGGCCCAGGAUGGACCAGCCUGAGCUGGGUACUGUAGCACAGCCUAUACCGCCCUUGCUAAAGAAGGAAUAAGGAUUAAGAAAGAGAUAGGUGACGUACCAAGAAGAAGAAAGAAAGAAAAUAAAGAAAGAACAAACAAUACAAUUCCCCGAAAUACUCUAAUCUCUCUCCAAGCCAAUUUUACCCAGCUAUCUUCCUGGAAAUGGUUAUCCCACAAUGACCCAAGGAUCAUAACAGAUACACACGUAUACAAAUUUAUUCUGAUUUAGUUUAAUUUAUAAUUAUAAUCAACCAAGCUACAAAGAAAAUAUUUCUAUGACAGCUUUCUAUAUCUUCACGUUCCAAGGCAUCUGGGCAAAAAAAAACCCAUUCUGGCUGAAUAACAAUGUUGCCUAGCUUGUGACUGAGGAAAUGUACCCACAAGACAUAUGGAAAACUCUGUUAGCUUCAUGCCAAAAUCAUACUUUUAAUAAAUCAGAAAUCCAAGAAGAUCCACAAGAAAUGUAACCCAUCCAUACAGAAACAUGUUCAGAGAGAAAGAUGACAAGAAGCAAAGUCCAAGAGUAGCACUAAAUAAUUUUCUUAAUUGCAUCAACAAGAAAAGCUCAUAAUCAGCACAACAAGAAAUCCCAGUCUCUUUCUUAAGCGCCAGUGACCAGACAACAAACCAAUACUCUCCAUGUCUGUAAAGCAAGUUCAUUGCAUGGAAUUUAACCUUCUUCAUCAUCCACUAGGGCUAAGAGAGAUUGAAGAAAGCUAAUCAGGUGCUUCAUCAGGUAAUUUUCUGCCAUCACAUCAAUCAACUAAGCAGAAGUGUUAUUUAUAAUUGCAUCUUUUUUCGAGUACAGUCUGUUUGAACUUUAUGUUCCUAUGCAACUUUGAGUUUCAUCUCCUAAAUUUUGGACGCAUCAACAUUUUUCUCAACAGGAGAUGCUCUACGAGAGUUCAAGCUUAUAAUUGCCAAUGUAUGACUUUACAAGCCAAGUAAGCACUACAUCUAUACACAACAUUAUGAACAUAAAACAAGGUCACUGCAACUUUUAGAUGAAUUAUUCCACGUUUCAUGCACUAGAUAAAGUUGUGCUUUUGUUGGUUAGUUGGUCUUGGAAAUAACAUGUAGCUGCCGGUGAACUUUGGGAUUACUUCUGGGAUUGUUGCUUAAAAGGAAUUCAAUGAUUGAUAACCAAAUGCAUAUUUCUUUAAUCAACUUCCUAAGGGGAACGAAUAAAAAAAAUCAUCAAACUUAGGAGGAACUUAUGUGGCACUGUAAAUUAGAAGUAGGGACAUAAAUUUGAGUCAAACAGGACUAAAGCUAUGAGGCACAAAGUUUCAAGAUAGCUAAUGAGUGAGCAGGACUUUCACUGUUCUGUUGAAAGAAGAACUAGCAGCAUGCUGACCACUUUUAUCUUUUCUCCGCUGCAGCUACUAAACAGGACAUCUCAGUUGUGAAGGUACAUUUUGGCAAUUAUAUUUAUUUUGUAAGGCAAAUCCCUCUAUGCAUGGCCAAGAAACAAAAGUGAAAGGUGGUGUCUAUCUUUUGUAGAUCAUAAACUUUUCAAGAAAACAAGGUCCGUGGAUCUCUAACACAAUGGAAAGUCCUGAGUACUGUGAGAUAAACUCAAAUAUGACUCUUGACUACAUAAACCGACUGUUAAUGGAGGAGGGCACUGAUGAGAAGGCCAGCAUAUACCAACAACUUGAUGCACUUCAGGCCAUGGAGAAGCCAUUUUAUGAUAUUAUUGGACAGACAUAUCCAUCUUCACCUAUGGAGACAAUGAUCAGUAGAGAUAACCAAGUAGAUUGUCCUCAAGACAAUUAUAGUAAACAGGCACGCCGUGGUUGUUUUGUCAGUGAUAUUCUAGAGCCACAAGGUGUGCACCUGGUAGCCAAUGAUUGGACUUAUGAAUGUGAUCAUUUUUCUUUGCAAUUUGAGAGAGGUGCUGAAGAAGCAAAUAAGUUAGUUCCCAAUAUUGCAAAAUUGGCUGAUCUGGAUAGUAAUGGCCUUUCUGAUUCCAAUCGAAUGAUAGAGGCAACAAUUGGACAAAAGGGCAAGCAUGGAAGCAAAAUACGGAGUCAUCCUCAUGUGGACUUGGAGUUUUUGGAAGCGAGGAACAGUAAGCAUUUGGCCAUCUCAGCUAGUGAAACAACCCGGGAUGAAAUGUUUGACAGUGUUCUGCUCUGUGAUUGUCGAUUUAAUUGUGAUGCUGCUCAUAUUAGAGAAAUCAAGGCAAAAGAAGCAAACAACAGUUCACAGAAUGUUCGGAGAAAAGGAUAUGGUCAACGGCAAGUGAAAUCACGAGGUAAGAAGAAAGAGGAGGAGGUUGACCUCAGGGCUCAUCUCAUGCAGUGUGCACAAGCAAUAGUAGUAAACAACCUUCCAUUUGCCAGUGAGCUACUGGAGAAGAUAAGGCGUCACGCUUCACCAUAUGGAGAUGGCUCUCAGAGGCUGGCACUUUACUUGGCAAAUGGUCUUGAGGCACGCUUGGCUGGGACAGGGAGCCAAAUGUAUAAAGAACUGAUGGAGAAACAAACAAGGGCCACAGACAUGUUGAAGGCCUACCGCCUUUUCAAUGCAGUGUGUCCUUUCGCUAGGGUAGCAUACUACUUCUCCAACCAAACAAUUGCUGACCUAUCGAACGGACAACCAAAGGUGCAUAUCAUUGAUUUUGGCAUCACACUUGGCUUUCAGUGGCCAUCAUUAAUCCAGCGCUUUGCGAAGCGAGAAGGCGGGCCCCCUAAGCUUCGUAUCACAGGCAUAGAUGUACCUCAGCCAGGUUUUCGCCCCCGUGCAAUAAUUGAGGCGACAGGAAAACGGUUGACUGAGUAUGCAGAAAUGUUCAAUGUACCUUUUGAGUACCAAGAUAUCGCCUCACCAUGGGAAGAUAUCUGCAUCGAGAAUCUCAAUAUUGACAAUGAUGAGGCGCUUAUAGUCAACUGCAUGUUCCGAACACAAUAUCUUGGUGAUGAGACAGAAGACAUAGAUAGCGCAAGGGAUAGGGUACUGCGUACCAUGAAGAGGAUCAACCCAGAGGUUCUCAUUCUUGGCAUUGUAAAUGGGAUGUACAGCUCCCCAUUCUUCCUGACACGAUUCAGAGAGGUUGUGUUCCAUUAUUCUGCGCUGUUUGACAUGCUCGAUGCAACUGCUCCCCAGAGUCAUGAAGAUAGGAUACAGAUAGAAAGGGAUCUGCUUGGGGCAAGUGCACUUAAUGUUGUGGCGUGUGAGGGUGCAGAAAGGAUUGUGAGGCCAGAGACUUACAAACCAUGGCAAGUGAGAUGUCUCAAGGCUGGGUUCAAGCAACUUCCUGUUGAUAAAGCAAUCAUGAAGAGAUCAAUAGAUGAAAAAGACAAGCAUUAUCAUGAAGACUUUGUCAUCGACGAAGAUAGCAGAUGGCUGAUACAAGGAUGGAAGGGGAGGAUAAUGCAUGCAGUGUCCUCAUGGAAACCAAAGGAAUCAUAUACUAAUCAGUAAGAUCCAAAUGAUGAUGUGAUGGCUUUCAGACAAUCUUCAGCAGAACGCUUUAAGUACUGAUCGUUGGCUUCUUGGUAAAACUGUGGCUGAACACUGUCCAAUCCUGAUCCAAAUGAUUUCUAAAAGGGCUUUAAAGCGAAGAACAGUAGCGGAGGGGCUCACAGAUCGUAAAUGGGUGUUAGAUAUAAGGGGAGGCUUGUCUGUACCAAUUUUAGUGGAGUAUCUGCAGCUCUGGAGCUUGGUUGAUGGGGUAGGUCUUCAACCUGACAUCGCAGACCAACAUAUUUGGCGCCUCUCUGCUCAUUGUACUUAUUGUAGCAAAUCGGCAUAUGAUGCAUUUUUUACUGGCUCUAUCUUUUUUGCCCCUUGGCGACGAGUCCGGAAGACCUGGCCCCCCUUAAGAUGCAAAUUCCUUGUAUGGUUGGCAAUCAAAAACAGGGUUUGGACAGCUGAUAGACUGGGAAAAAGUGGCCUGCCCCAUCCAGUUGCUUGCCCUCUGUGUGGUCAGGCCGAGGAGUCCAUCCAGCAUAUUCUUGUCUCCUGCGUGUUUGCUCGACAAAUAUGGACGUCCAUCCUACACAAUUUAGGACUCCUAGCCAUUGUCCCUCAGCCUGGAUGCACACGGUUCUCAAACUGGUGGCGCCAAAGUAUCAAAAGUGUUGGGAAGAGUCUAAGAAAAGGUCUUAACUCCCUGAUCAUUUUGAUUGCUUGGGAGAUUUGGAAGCACCGUAAUGCUUGUGUGUUUGAGGGGGUUGUACCCUGCGCCCAGCAAGUUAGGCGUGCCGUGAUUGAGGAGGGCAAUGCUUGGUGCCUGGCUGUGGCUGGUGCAUCAACUCUGCAAGACCUCCUCCUGCGCCAGCUCCCUAGGGGACCCUAGCAGUUUGGCUGCUGGUUGUCGCUUUGGUCGUGGUGUUGCUCUGUGUGCGUGGCGUGUUGUGUUAAAGUUGAGGGGGUCUUGGCCUAUGGGCCUUUGUAUUAUGGGUUGACAAGUCUUGUCUCUCCUAUGUUUUUUCCUUCUUAAUAUAAUGACACGCAUUGCGUUUGUUAAAAAAAAGUAUCCUCUAGUCUAGAUUAUCAUUUGAACAAAUAAGUGCCACACUAAACAAAGUGUAAACGAGAUUUAGGAAAGAGGUGAUGGAUAAUAUCCAAAGGAACAGACAUAGCAAGUAUGAGCACCCUGGUCUAUUCGUUCAGGUUCUCCCCACCACCUUCCUUAUCUACCCUCUGAUCGAAAUUGGUGUCCCCAUGUGGCUACUCUGGCUAUUGACAAGAUCCAUCGAUGGUUUUUUACUUUUUUUUGGAAAGGAGAUCAAUGGAGGUAUCCAUCUUGUUGCCUGGGAAAAAAGUAUGUAUAAGUCUUCAAUGGGGUCUAUGGAUGUGCUGGUUGUGGCUCCAAAAAAUGCAACCCGGACGACCUUGGGCGGAACUGCAGUUAUCUAUUCAUGCCAACACUUCAGCAUUGUUCGCUUCUCAAUUAUCGUAACACACUGUUUUGAACUGAUUAUUGGCUCCAUGGUCACUCAUAGAGCUAGUGCCUGCCUUUUUUGCUAUGGUUCUGAGGAGGGCACUUGGAUCAGGGAUAUAUAAGGAUGUUUAUCUGUUGAAAUGCUAAUUGAAUACCUACAGUUGUGGGAUGCCUUGGAAGAAAUUGAUAUACAACCAGGUUAACAAGACUGCCCACGUUUGGAAGCACUUGGCUUCUGGAGAGCUCUCCACAAAGUCCACUUAUGAAACUUCAUCGUUCCAGUUGGUUUUGAGCUAUGGAAACAACAGUGGAGAUCAUGGGUUCCUCCAUGAUGCAAUUUUUUCCUACGGCUUGCCAUCCACAAUCGUUGCUAGACCUCAGAUUGGUUAGCACGCCAUGUCUUCCUCACCCAGAUUGUUGUCCAUUAUGUGAUCAAGACAACGAGAUAGCUCAGCACAUCCUUUUCAGAUGCGCUUCCACAAGGGAGUUACACUCACGGCUUCUAUCAGGCACUUGCCUCUGAACUAUCUCAACCACGAUAACAUGGUGUUUGUGGACCAGUGAUAUUGACAAGAAAACUUUUCUAUUCCCUUGUAAUUCUGGGUGCAUGGUGGAUCUGAGUGCCUCCAAAAGUCAAGAUGGUAUUGCAGGAAUUACCGAUGAGGCCAAGCUUUAGUGCCGCUAGGGAGCAAAAUGCCAUAGCUCCUUAUGGCCGGCUUAGUUCCUAGUUGUCCAUACUGUACUGUGUGGCACUUCUGAAGUGGUGUUCUUGCAUGUGUGGAAGGGAGAGGGAUGGAGCGACAACGAGAGAGAGAGAGAGAGAGAGAGAGAGAGAGAGAACAUGUGUGCUGACUUAUCUGUUGAACAUUAUCAAUAACUGAGCAAUCUUAUUUGAUAUGGAAGUUCAUUAGCAUUAUGUACAGAAUCCACUGUCUAUGACAGGAAAUAAAGCCAAAAAAUAGCCAAAGAGAGAGCAAGAGGUAAAAAAGGAUGCUACAUUUCUACAUGGAACAAAGGUAAUGUUUUAGGAACUUAGUAAACAGGAA
Messenger RNA from Zea mays, 6097 nucleotides. Its product is annotated as scarecrow-like protein 9. Lineage: Eukaryota; Viridiplantae; Streptophyta; Magnoliopsida; Poales; Poaceae. The coding region runs from base 1706 to 3586 and encodes 626 amino acids. The record is from RefSeq and is a predicted model, not a curated record. The transcript has a single exon.